AUUUAAUCUCAGCCAUUCUCUCACGGGCUCCCAUACAAUUUUGGUUGGUAUUUAUUUAGUGCAUCCAAGUCCCAACAAACAAGAACCAUCGAUUCAUCAUCCCAUUUGACAGAGUGAAACAUGGAGGAUGUGGAAAAGGUGAAGACCGAAGCAUUGCAAUUGAUAGGAGCAUUUCAAGUUCUACCAAAGCUCGUGGUUUUCGAUCUCGAUUACACUCUUUGGCCUUUCUACUGCGAGUGCCGCUCCAAGCACGAUACACCUUCUCUGUUUCCUCAUUCUAGAGGCAUCUUAAGCGCACUCAAAGAUGGAGGAAUUCAUGCUGCCAUUGCUUCUAAAUCACCAACUCCUCACAUAGCAACCACGUUUCUUGACAAACUCAGUAUCACCUCAAUGUUUGUCGCGCAGGAAAUAUUUUAUACUUCGACACACAAAACAGAUCAUUUUCAGAAAAUUCAAGCAAAGACUGGUGUCCCCUAUAACUCUAUGCUCUUUUUUGACGAUGAUAACAAUAACAUCAAAGGGAUUUCAAAAUUGGGGGUAACAAGUGUUUUGGUUAUAAAUGGUGUGAAUCUUGGAGUAUUUAGAGAAGGCCUCACAAGUUUUUCUCAAAACUGGGAUGCGUCAAAGAAAAAGCAGAAAAGGAGUAGAUAAUCUUUUCAUGAGCAACAUACCAUCAUAUAUGUUUGAGAUUAUCUCCUUUAUGUGCAUUUUAUUCGAAACAUCGUCCAUAUUGAUGAUUGGAAAUAUAAUUGUGUUUAUUUUUUCUUCUAUUAAUUUAAUGAUUAGAAUUUCACCCAUAUAUGAAUAAGUGGGAUGCGGUUGGACGAGUAUGCGAAUUCUAUAACAUGUAUCUCUCUCAUAAUUCUAUAAACUAUAAUGAUUUUGUAAACACCCAACAUCUAUAAUUAUCCUAUGGAGAUAGUUUUUUUUAA
Molecule: messenger RNA, 932 nt
Organism: Lathyrus oleraceus (garden pea)
Lineage: Eukaryota; Viridiplantae; Streptophyta; Magnoliopsida; Fabales; Fabaceae
Exons: 4
Coding region: 121-651 (176 amino acids)
Molecular function (GO): acid phosphatase activity
Source: RefSeq, a predicted model, not a curated record